AUGAGAGGAGCGGUCAUCGAGUGGCAUGACCUCAAUUUCCUGGUCCCAGACCGGUCCACCGGGCAGCAAAAGCGCAUCCUCACCAACAUGCACGGGCUGGCGCAGCCUGGACGGCUCCUCGUCAUUAUGGGGCCCUCUGGCGCUGGGAAAUCCACCUUGUUGGACGUGUUGGCGUGCAACUCCAGCAGUCGCGGUGCCGUGUGUGAGGGGCGGGUGGCGGUGGAUGGCAGACCGCGCAAUGUACGGACAUUCAGGGAAAGCAGCUGCUACGUACAACAGAAAGACGUACUCAUGUCCAGUGCUACGGACCUGGUGUCCUGCGGCGACACGCUCAUUGGCGACGAGACCAUCGGACUGAAGGGAAUCAGCGGGGGGCAGAAGAGGAGGGCCAGUGUGGGCGUGGAGCUGGUCAAGGUUUGCACCAUCCAUCAGCCCAAUUCGGACAUCACGGAAUGCUUCGACGACUUUCUGCUGCUGUUUGGCGGCCGUACAGUGUACGGCGGGCUGUGGUCCGGUGCCGUGGACUUUUUCGCGCAAAACGGCUUCAGCUGCCCAGCAUUUAAGAACCCCACGGACUUCUUCUUGUCGGUCAUCACUCGCAAGGAGGGUGCGGCGGAGACACUGGCGGAGGUGUACGGCAAGGCACGACCGGCAUUGCUGGCGGCGCAGCGGGCAGCGGCAACUGCAUUGGAGGCGACGGAGCCGGGUGGUGGUGGCGGCGGCGGUGGCGGCGGCGGUGGUGGCGGCGGUGGCGGCGGCGGUGGCGGCCAGGAAGAAGAUCCGCAACAACAACAGCAGCAGCAGCAGCAGUUGGCUCAUGUGGUAGUGGUGGCGGGGGGAGAGGUGGAGGCGGCGGCUGAGGAGGAAGGAGGGGGGUCAGUGAUGUCCGGCGGCGGUGGCGGCGGCGGUGGCGGCGGCGGUGGCGGCGGCGGUGGCGGCGGCGGUGGCGGCGGCGGUGGUGGCGGCGGCGGGGUGGGUGAGGUGCCUCAUGCCGCUGCCGCUGCUGCGCCGUUGUGGUUCCAGGUCUACGUGCUGUCGACCCGGUACUGGCGGACGUGGAUUCGGAACCCCGUCAUGAUGACGAGCGAGCUGGUGCAGUACGCUUUCACAGCUGUUUUCAUUGGAUUGAUGUACUGCAGGUUCGAUAACGUGUUGGGUCGGGGCGACUACAACCGCGCAGCCUGCAUCUGGUUCUCGUUCGCCAUUCUCUGCUUCACGCCGUCGUACACCGCAGUGACGAACUGGGCUUCGGAGCGUUUGCUAUUGAAACGGGAGUUGGGUCAACGGUUGUACGGCAUGACGGCGUACUACCUUUCCCGUAAUUCCGUACUAUUACCGUUUCAAAUGGCGCAAUGUGCGCUAUUCCUGUCCGUGAUGUACUUCUUCGCGGGUUUCCAGUCCUCCGCCUCCGGCUUCUUCACCUUCUUCGCGGUGUUGUCCAUGUUUCAAAUCGUGUCUGAGGGCAUCGGGGCCUGCUGCGCCGUGGCCACCCGCACGCCCACCUCCUCUGUCAUCCUGUUGACCUUCGUGCUGCUGGUGCCGGUGUACUUCCGUUGGGUCCCAAAAACGUCGUACUUGACGUACGCUUUUUCUGCGCUUGUUGAGCGGGAGUUCUCCCACAUCAACUUCUACGACGAGAGCACGGGAAUGGUGAUACCGGGCAUGGAGGCCUUCCCGUCCACCCUCCGUACGGGUCUGUCGUACAGCCAAAACAUUGGCGUCCUGGCUGCCCAGGUGGGCGGCAUGGAGGUGAUCAAGUUGACCACAUUUCAUCUGGCACACCGAUUUAAUUUACUGUAA
This is a messenger RNA of Volvox carteri f. nagariensis, 1800 nucleotides long. RefSeq lists its product as uncharacterized. The transcript is spliced from 11 exons. NCBI's taxonomy places the organism in Eukaryota, Viridiplantae, Chlorophyta, Chlorophyceae, Chlamydomonadales, Volvocaceae. The coding region runs from base 1 to 1800 and encodes 599 amino acids. The record is from RefSeq and is a predicted model, not a curated record. Gene Ontology annotation, molecular function: ATP hydrolysis activity; ATP binding; ABC-type transporter activity. Gene Ontology annotation, cellular component: membrane.